CCGCUGCAACGCACGAUGCGCAGAUUAUUAUCCUUGGUGCUCUUAAUUCACUCUCAAGUCGAGAGAUGAUCUCGUAUGAGACGCACGAGACCACCUCACACGUCCUCACGCCCGAAGGUGCCUCUAUAGCUCUGAAUGGGUCCCAUGAAGCACGAGUGUGGGCCGCUGUACCGGUCAAAGGGGAAGGCAGUCCGAUGACACCGAAGGAGCUCGAGGCGAAGAUUGGAAGUGAUAUUGCAAAGAUCGGACAGGGUCGCGCUUUUAAGAACAAAUGGAUAGGCAAGGAGGGCGACAGUCUGGUCAAGCUCGCUGCGCAAAUAGAUGAUGUGACUCAGAAGGAGAUGCGCGAGGUUGACUCUACCGGGACCUUGAAAGGAGGAGAGAAGGCUCUCGCAGAGCUCAGGAAGCGCAAGCUUAUCGUGCAAAAGAAAGGACAGUGGUUCACCGUGCACAGAGGACCUAAUUUCAGCACAUCGACAGCAAAGCCUGAGACGGAUCUUACGAUGGAGAUGCUCACGACAGGUGCAUGGAAGACCUCUACCUUCAAGAGGUACAAUUUUGAAGCCGAAGGUAUCCCGACAAACGGCGGUGCGCUCCAUCCUCUCCUCAAGGUGCGCGAGGAGAUCCGGAAUAUCUUCUUGGAGAUGGGCUUCGCCGAAAUGCCAACAGGAAACUUCGUCGAUUCUGGCUUCUGGUGCUUCGAUGCCCUCUUCGUACCUCAACAGCACCCUGCACGAGAGCUGCAGGACACCUUCUACUUAUCAGAUCCCGUCAAGUCACUCCCGCCACCCGCCGACUACUACAAAUGUGUAUCCCGAGUCCAUGAGCGUGGCGAUUUCGGGUCUACUGGUUACAAAGCCCCUUGGUCAGACGAGGAGUCUCGUAGGCUCCUAUUGCGGACGCACACCACGGCGUCAUCCGCCGCAAUGCUCUAUAAGCUUGCUGCGCGGUUCAGAGGUGAGGACGAGGACGAGGACGCGCUCACUGCACAUUCCGGCACCACUCGCAAAGGCAGGGACGCGGGCAAGGGCGAUGACUUUCGGCCGGCGAAAUUGUUCAGCAUCGACCGUGUCUUCCGUAAUGAGACUAUGGAUGCGACACACUUGGCCGAAUUCCAUCAAGUGGAGGGUGUCGUUGCCGACCGUAACUUGACACUGGCGGAUCUUAUUGGCUUCAUGCGCGUCUUCUUCAAGAAAAUGGGGAUCGAGAACAUCCGUUUCAAGCCUGCUUACAACCCGUACACGGAGCCGUCACUAGAGAUCUUUGCCUUCCAUCCGCUACUUAAAAAGUGGGUCGAAGUCGGCAACAGUGGAAUGUUCCGCCCAGAGUUUUUGCAGCCCAUGGGCUUCCCUCCGGAUAUCCAUGUCCACGGCUGGGGCAUUGGUCUCGAGCGGCCAACGAUGAUUCGGUACGGUAUCACCAAUAUUCGUUCCCUGGUUGGACACAAGGUACCUAUCGAGAGUGUAGAGGAGUCGCCAGCAGUCAGAUUCUAGAGUAUAUCAAGAUGUCAUGUACAUUAGAAAGCCAUAAACGCAUUGCUUCUCGUCAU
Molecule: messenger RNA, 1549 nt
Organism: Phanerochaete carnosa HHB-10118-sp
Lineage: Eukaryota; Fungi; Basidiomycota; Agaricomycetes; Polyporales; Phanerochaetaceae
Exons: 11
Coding region: 66-1493 (475 amino acids)
Biological process (GO): phenylalanyl-tRNA aminoacylation
Cellular component (GO): cytoplasm; phenylalanine-tRNA ligase complex; cytosol
Molecular function (GO): phenylalanine-tRNA ligase activity; tRNA binding; ATP binding
Source: RefSeq, a predicted model, not a curated record